This is a messenger RNA of Symbiodinium sp. CCMP2592, 870 nucleotides long. The record is from the annotation of a GenBank genome assembly. NCBI's taxonomy places the organism in Eukaryota, Dinophyceae, Suessiales, Symbiodiniaceae.
AUGAUCACCAGUACUGCCUCAGCAGCGAGGCAAGCUUUCGAUGCCACGGCCGAAGCAUUGGCCGGCGAGAUCGUGUUUGCACAGGCUUCUCACUUUGUGUGUGCACAAUCGUUGACUUCCAACUCCACCGUGCCCCAUGUGGCCUAUCUUCGGGGACCCAGCUCUUCGCAACUCUGGCCUGUGGCCGGCGAGGCCCAGGAUGCGCAGGUGCUUGAGAACAAGGGCCGUUUGUUUGAGUGGCUUCUGCUUCAGAGGCCCGCCGUGCUUGCAGAGAUCUCUCCGGACAACAGCUGGACGUACCUAGAGCGUAUGGCUCCUUUGGUCAUCUACCUCGUGGAUGCCAAGGAAUCCAAGGCCCGGGCGCGUGGUGAGGCACUCUUCAGUGAAAUCGAGAGCAGAUUGGAGGCAAAAUACUACCAACUGGUUUGGGCCGACUGCGACGAGUUUGCGUCGCAGUUCGAUGUCGUCACGUGUCCCUCCAUCCUUGUCGCUGACAGCUCACACGAGGACGACGACAUCCGAACCUCGCACAUCUCACUUCAGGAGAUCGAUACGCCAAGCUCCAGCAGCCGGGCCCAGGCUUGGGCCGUCGGUGGGACGGCCUCAGAGCGUGUGCGCCUCUGGUUGGAGUGGAAGACAGAAGCGGCACGAAAGCGCAUCGACGAGGCCAUGAAUGAGACGAACACGUCAAAUGCCACCAACUCCUCCAACUCCUCUUCCGAGAUGCCUCUGAGGGAGGUCAUCGCUUACAGCGAAGACUGGGGCCAGGAGGUGCUGAAUCACCUCAAGGCACGGCAAAUCAAUGCCCGGCGAGAAGGUCUGGGUAGCAGACGCUGCUCCCUGCUACGUCUUGGAUCUCACGCGAUUUAA